AUGAACAACGAAAAUACAUUGAACAAUGACGAUAAUACAAGCCUUUAUCAUAAUUUAAGGAAAAUAAGAAAACCACGUAGUUACGAUUUUGAAUAUGUUGAUGAUAAGACAAAAAAAGGUAGAGGUAGGAAGAAAAGAAGAAAAAGGAGAAGGUCAUCUAUGGGUGACAUAAAUAGUAUAAAUGGAAAUGUGAAUGAUACAAAUAAAGAGGAAAAUAUAUUAAUAAAAAUAGAACGUACCGAUAGUAAUAUACCUGAUUCCAAUGGAAAUGUAGAAAAUAAAAUAGAAAUAAAAACAGAAUGUGAUAUAAACAAAAAUUGUUAUGUGAGUGAAAAAACUGUGAGUACCCCGAAUUUACCUAUUAGACGUUAUAAAACCAAGAAAUUUAAUUUAGAAAAGAGUAUGAAUUUGUUUAAUACUAAUAUUCCUUUAAGAAAUAAUAAUAUAAAAAUAGAUAGAAUUUGUGAAUAUUUAAAUUAUACUACCAAUACAAUGUGGAGAUAUAUGGGUUCUACUGCGAAAUUUAGAUUAGUAGAAGAUCAACAAGAAAAAUAUUUAUUUUUAAAAAAUAUGAAAAAGAAUAUAAUUUUUGAAAUAAUAAAAAUUGCAAUGUUUGCUUUGUUGAAAGUUAAUUUGAAUGAUAAUAACAUAUAUACCUUAAAUCCAGAGGAGAAGAAAAAAAAUGAAUUCAUAUUAAAGGAUAUGAAUUCAAUAAAAUAUACUAAGAGAGAAGAAUAUAACAAUAAUAAUCAUAAUAGUAAUAGUAAUAAAAUUAAUGAUAAUCAUAAUAAUAAUGAUAAACCUAAAGGUGAUGAUAAUUAUAAUACUACUAAUAAUAAUACUAAUUAUCAUGUAAACUUUCAUAAUAAUAAGUCUAAUAGAAAUAACUAUUACGCUUACUAUUUUUAUAGUAAGAAACCAAAUAACAUAGAAAAUAAUGAAGAAAGUAAUUGUGAUAAUAACAGCGUUAAUAAAGAAAACAUCAAUGGUCUUAAAGAUACCUCAAAAGAAGAUGAAAAUAUUUCUGAUAUCAAACGAAAUUGUAAUGUUUCUCUUAAAUCUAAUGAGACGAACGAAAAUCAUACGAACAAUUAUAACACUAUGAUUACCAUAAAAAUAUCACCUGCUUGUGAAAAUGAAAAUAUAUCAUAUCCUUAUUCACAUUAUGAUAAUUCUAAAAUUAAUAUAAGUAGAAGACUUGAAGAAAAGGAUGAUAUAUUAAAUCAAGGAGUAACCGUUCCCGAAAUUUUAGAUUUUGUUAAAGAGAAAUAUGAGAAAUAUUAUGAAAAUGUAAAACAAUAUAUAGUAACCACUUUAAAUAUAUAUUGUGCAUUGAAUAUUUUUAAACUUAUAAGAAGAGGAAGAUAUACUAUUUGUAAAUAUGAAAAUUUUGAUAUUUUCAAAAUGAAAUAUUUUAAAAAAUAUUAUAAAUUCUUUUAUUCCUUAAAAGGAGAAGAAGAAAUUUUAAUGAAUGUCAAAAAUUAUUUGAAAUCAUUUUAUUAUGAUAGAAAUAAAAAAAAAAGAAGAAGAAGAAGAAGUAGUAGUGGCAUAUUUGGUACAAAGAAAAGGCUUUUAGGUGACAAGCGGGGUAGUACGUAUUGUUUAAAAGAAAUGGAUGCUUUAACAGGCACGAAAAAUACAAUAAGAAGAAGAAGAUCCUCUACUAAGAAACUGGGAAGGAAAGGAUUGAGUGCUCUGAAAAAAGAAGAAGUUACAAACAAUCUUGCAGUAUAUAGUUACACAAAUAAUAAUGGCAAUGUUGUUGAUAGUAAUACUAUUGGUGAUAGUAGUAAUAUUAUGGAUAGUAGUAAUAUUAUGGAUAGUAGUAAUAUUAUGGAUAGUAGUAAUAUUAUGAAUAGCAGUAAUAUUAUGGACAGUAGUAAUAUUAUGGACAGUAGUAAUGUCAUGUAUAGUAGUAAUAUAAUGGAAAGUAGUAAUAUAAUGGACAGUAAUAAUAUUGUCGAUAGUAAUAAUAAUAUGGAUUGUAGUAACAAGGGUAAUAACAAAAUUGAUACCCAUUUUAAUAUUAAUGUACAGAACCAUGAUCCUAAUAUAAAUAAUAAUAUAAACAAUGUAAUAAAAUGCGAAAGCUCAAUUAAUAAUAAUGUAAUUCAUUCAACAACAGAACUUAAUAAUAAUAACGAUAUAAAUGAUGUAAAGAAUAAUACUCCAUCAUAUAGUAAUAUAAAAGAAGAAGUAGAAAGUAAUUUAAUAAAUAAGGAGGAGAAUAAAUCUAAUAUUUUAAAUAAUGAAUUGCUAAAUACAACGAAUAAUGAUAUAAAUAAACAUGAAGAAGAAAAAGAAGAAGAACAUACUAUUUUAAAUUGUAAUAUUGUUAAUAACAAUUUAUUAGACUUAUCAAAUGAACGUAUAAAAAACGUUUGCUUAGAUUUAAGUAAAAUUAAUAUAAAAUGUAUUAAGGUGGUUUAUGGAAUGAAACAUUUCUUUUGUUCUUAUGAUACACAAGAAAUAAGUGACCCAUAUUUUGAAAUUAUAAAAGUCCAAAAAAAAUAUGAUAUUUUAAGAAGAAAAAGUAUAGAAAAAAUGAAUUUGAGAGGUGCCAAUAAUCCAUAUCCAUCAUCUAGGAGAUUAUUAAAUAUUGCAAAUAAUAAUAAUGAUAAUAAUAUUGUAAAGGGGAAAAACAAUUUUUUGUUAAGAGCCAGUGUUAUUAGUAGUAAAGAUGAUCCAAAAAAAAGAAAUUCACAAUAUGGCAAACAAAGAAAACAAAAUGAAGAAGAUGACUAUGCUAUGAAACAUGAAAAAUAUAAUUAUGUUAAUUUUAAUUUAAGUUAUAAAACAUUAAGAAAAAAAAUGAUAUGCUUAAGGCACUAUGCAAAUGCAAAUACAAAUACAAAUACAAAUGCAAAUACAAAUAUAAAUAUAAAUACAAGUACAAAUACAAAUACAAAUAUAAAUGUAUAUAAAAAAGAAGAAAAUAAAACGAUAAAAGUAAAAACUGAAAUAAAAAUCAAAGAUAAAUGCCUAACACCAACAAAUGAAAGUUUAAUACAAACUUCAUCCAUUAAUUCAAAUUUUUCAAAUAUUAUAAGUGUUGAUGGAUUUUCAUCUAUAAAUUUAGAAAGUCAUUGUUCUCAGAAAAGUGCCUGA
Molecule: messenger RNA, 3108 nt
Organism: Plasmodium reichenowi
Lineage: Eukaryota; Apicomplexa; Aconoidasida; Haemosporida; Plasmodiidae
Exons: 1
Coding region: 1-3108 (1035 amino acids)
Source: RefSeq, a predicted model, not a curated record